This is a messenger RNA of Bombina bombina (fire-bellied toad), 2553 nucleotides long. RefSeq names its product translocase of outer mitochondrial membrane 40 like (gene TOMM40L). Gene Ontology annotation, molecular function: transmembrane protein transporter activity. Lineage: Eukaryota; Metazoa; Chordata; Amphibia; Anura; Bombinatoridae. The record is from RefSeq and is a predicted model, not a curated record. Gene Ontology annotation, cellular component: mitochondrial outer membrane; mitochondrial outer membrane translocase complex. Bases 318 to 1241 code for a protein of 307 amino acids. Gene Ontology annotation, biological process: protein import into mitochondrial matrix. The transcript is spliced from 9 exons.
AAAUGAUUCCGUUGGUAUGGAUGUUGAAGGUCUGUUCGUUUUUAUAUGCUUGAUAAUUAUAUCUGCUAAUCUAUACGUUAUUGGGAGUAUGUUCUUGUUAAGUUUAUUCAUGCAGGUCUAAAUGAGACAUCUUAUGGGUAUAUAUCCAUGCUGCAGAAUUUUAAGACCACCUGAUUUAAACAUGUGGUGUUUAUUCAGUGAUCUGUAUGAUCCAAACAGGUGGAGAGGUGUAAGACAUAUGCAGAGGCACCUGCACAAUAUGGAAAAGUAGAUACACAAAGGUUCAUCAUUUUAUACUCUGUUUAGGUUGAGACAACAUGGGGAAUGGGUUGGUUGCAUACUGUUCACCAAAGUCCUGGAGAAGGCAGAAGAAAGAAGUCUCCUUGCCUAGCCCAGGCAGCUUUGAUGAACUGCAUAAAAGCUGUAAAGAGGUCUUCCCGCAACAAAUGGAAGGAGUAAAGCUGAUUAUAAACAAGCACUUCAGUAACCAUUUUCAGAUCAGCCACAGUAUACAUAUGAGCACGGUCGGCCUGUCCAGUUAUCAUUUCAAUGCCAAGUAUUUUGGGGACCACCAACCUAGCCCCUCAGAGAAUUUUCCCACUUUGAUCGGGGAUAUAGAUAACAUGGGGAGCUUAAAUGCUCAGAUCAUGUGUCUGCUGGCUGAUCGGGUCCGAUCCAAAUCGGUGUUCCAGACCCAUCACUCCAAGUUCCAGACCUGGCAGAUUGAUGCAGAGUACAGAGGGGACACUUGCACAGGGACAUUGACCUUUGGAAACCCGGACAUUAUCAAUGAAUCAGUGAUCAUGGUUACUCACUUCCUGCAAAGCAUUACACCUCGGCUGGUUCUGGGUGGGGAAUUGGUUUACCACCAACGAAUGGGUGAGGAAAUGGCUAUCCUUACUUUGGCAGGAAAAUAUACAGCACAGAACUGGGUGGCAACAUUGAACAUUGGGUAUGGAGGCGCUCAUGCCAGCUACUAUCACAAAGCAAAUGAACAGAUUCAGGUUGGAGUGGAGUUUGAAGCCAACACUAGGCUCCAGGAGACUUCCUUUGCUUUCGGCUACCAGCUAAACAUUCCAAAAGCCAAUGUGGUUUUCAAAGGCUCGGUGGACAGUUCCUGGUGUGUUGGGGGAGUGUUGGAGAAAAAGCUUCACCCACUACCUGUUACUCUUGCACUUGGGGCAUUUAUGAACCACUUGAAGAAUAAGUUCCACUGUGGGUUCAGUAUAAUGGUGGGGUGAAAUAAGUAAUAUUUUGUGGGUUGACUUCCUUUAGGGCUUCCGAGACCUAUAAAAACUUGAUCCUCUGUUGCUGAUCUCCCUUUCCAAUUACCUAAUAACCCUUGUCUUCUCACCCUCCCUACAAGGAGGAAUCCCAAAAAUGUAAGCACCUCACCGUAUGGUGUAUCAGAUAGUUGGACUGAGAACUGUUUUGUUACAUGUCCCCAGUCCAUAAACUAAAACACAGUCAGUGUUAAUCUUUUCUGUGCUGUAGAAGAAAUGCUCCUACCCAACAGAUUCACUGCAAGAGACUUCUGAAAUAAAUCUGCAUUAAUGCAGAACAAUAAGCAGGUUAAACUUUACAGGAUGCUCCCAGGAAUGUACCACCUGUGACGUAGUAACAGGUGGUCUAAAAAUGGUUGGAUUGUUUUCCCUAUUUUACAAAUCCUGCAGGGCACAGUUUGUUGUCUUGUGAUGAGCACCAGUUUCCUUUCUGUCUCAGGGCUAGCUUUCAUUUUCAGUACGUAUUGCUGGCCUCUCCAUCUUAGCAGGGUUUCAUCUGUUGGAGAAGCUGUUUGUACAAUUAUUUAAAAACUAUUUGCUUUCCUUUACUGUUGGUCUGCUUGUUUUUUUUAACAUUUUGGAUUCAGAAUGAAAACUAACAGUAGCAGUUUAUAUUACUUAGGAAUUACAAUCUUUCCUAAUCAAUCAUCAUUAAAAGGACAGAUCCAAUACAUCAUUUUGAUUACUUAUUGUUACAUACUAGAGUAGCAUCCUGCAACUGGUCCCACAUCUAUAAGCUUGUAAGAAGUACAUGAAACAUUUAAAUAUUCGUUUGUUAGGAGCCAAAAAUGUCUGCUAAGCUCCGCCCACCUAUUGUGUGUAUAUUUUGGUACAUUAAGUUUCUCCUAUCACGAUCGACUCUUAAAUAAGAGUUCCUACUCAAACAUGCUGAUUUGUGUUUGUGCAAUUUGAAAUAACUAACAAAAAUAUUACAUUUGUACUGCUAAACUGUCAUACUAUGAAAUGGCUAAAUAUAAAUUUGUAAUAAUUUUUUUUAAAGUUUCAUGUACUUCUUACAAGCUUAUACAAGUGGAACCCGUUGCAAGAUUCUUGUCUGGUAUGUAACAAUAAGUAAUAAAGAAUAAGUAUUGGGUCUAGACUGUCCCUUUAAUCUGUAUUGAUUUGGAGGAGACAGUCAUGCGUAACAUAUUUUAGAAACAUUUGAACUAUUUUAAGAAAUGUGAUAACAUUCAGGUGAGAAGAAAGGGUACUAAUGUCAAUGUUCCAGAACACUUUUUUAAUAAUAAAAUUGUUUGCCUUAAUAGUACAA